AUGACGGUGGGAUCAGGUGAAGAAUCUAAUUCUUGGAGAGUGAUCACAUGUAAGCAUGAUCAUUCACCAGUUACUGAAGGACUAUGUAAAGGAGGUUUCUUGUAUUAUGGAGCUGAUGAGUCCAAUAGUGACAAAUCUGUGGUAGUGAGCUUCAACGUGAGUUCUGAAGAGUUUAGCGUCAUUGAAUUGCCUGAGGAAGUCAAGAUUGAUCAUCGUUGGAGAUUGGUGAACUACAAUGGGGAAGUUGCCUUAGUAGAUGACUCUGAGUUUGACUUUGGUAUUGUGAAAGAACCGAAUGGCAAUGGAGUAUUUGAAUUGUGGGUAAGGAACGAAACUGAUGGAACUUGGUGGAGAAACUGCAUUGAGAUUCCUCAUUGGGAACAACAUGUUGGAAAUAUGGAGUUUUUCUUCAAAGGUACCAUUGGAACUGGAGAACUUGUGUUCGCUCAAGACUCUGUGAUUGAGAGAUCAUUCUAUGUGGUUUAUUAUGAUACAGUCACACAAAAUCUCAGAAGAUUUACGAUUGAAGGUGUAGCUAGAGAUCAGCUUCAUGAUGUUCGAACCUUCUUGGAUCAUGUUGAUAGUACUUGGCUUAUGUGA
This is a messenger RNA of Arabidopsis thaliana (thale cress), 600 nucleotides long. Its product is annotated as F-box associated ubiquitination effector family protein. The coding region runs from base 1 to 600 and encodes 199 amino acids. The record is from RefSeq and is marked reviewed. The transcript has a single exon. NCBI's taxonomy places the organism in Eukaryota, Viridiplantae, Streptophyta, Magnoliopsida, Brassicales, Brassicaceae.